UUUAAAUAUUUUUGACAUUUCAACAGAGAUGUUUCAUUUGUUUAUAUUGUUUUUAAUAUGUUCGUUUUGAACUCACAGUUUUUGUAAAAAAUUCGAAAUUGUAUUGCUUCAUGGCCUUUAGAGCGACAAGUAGUGCCAUCGUCGUAGACAGCCUGAUAGCUGAGUUAGUUCAGGAGGUUAUUUGCGAUGACGAUCUACUGACGAAGGAAUCGAAUCAUGUUAAAACAGGGCCAUGCCAAAGGCUUUUUGAUAUAUUUGGCAUAACACAAUGCGGUCAACAGGACAACGAUGACAAUGUCAAAAUAGAAGUUGCUCAACUGGACCAUUUGAUGGCUGAAGAGUGCACAGAAACUCCGUCUCCGAUGAAUGCUUCAUCCGGUUAUCAGGCCAACACUCAAAAUCAGAAAUGGCACAGUUGGCUGCCGCAGGCUCUGGCUGCAGAUUGCUCUGAAGAUGAGUUGGAAAUUUAUCGCUGCCAACAGAAGUCAGUCAAACCCUCAACAAACAUCGCAUGUCAAACGGAACAGCCGCGUAUCCGGAAACGUCAUCAUUUACCAACGACAACGACAACAACAAUUGAAGAUCUGCCAAUUCGGGGCGUUCCAGCACCCUGUGAAUUAAGUCGCCAGACACUAUUCAUUGAUGCGAUGUCCGCGCCAACGCCCAGCCUACAGAGCCGUCCCCCUUUGGCCGACCGCUUCUGCUAUAUGUUGACCGAUUUCGCAUCGGCUCUGUACUGUAGUCUUGCCAUCAUGUGCUGUUGUACCCCCAGUAUGUUUCGAUAAAUGUGGGUGGGGCUUAAGAAAUUUAUAAUUUGUCACUUAAAUUGCAUUUUAAUUAUCGAGAAACAGUUCGUGGAAUUGACGCCUGUGAGCAGAU
Molecule: messenger RNA, 879 nt
Organism: Drosophila hydei
Lineage: Eukaryota; Metazoa; Arthropoda; Insecta; Diptera; Drosophilidae
Exons: 2
Coding region: 111-785 (224 amino acids)
Source: RefSeq, a predicted model, not a curated record